AUGACUGAUGACAACUAUGACUACAGAAUUGCAACGAGUGCUGAUCGUCAACGGAUUCUAGAUUUCUUAUUAGAACAUUUUUACAAAGAAGAACCACUUUGCCGGGCAUCAAAAAUGUCGAAGGAAGAGCUCUUGAAAGUCGUAUCGCAUAUCGUGGACAUUUCUCUAAAGGAUCCAUUUUCCACAAUAGUCACAUGCAAAAGUACUUUUUACGCAAAAUUGGUUGACUAUGUUUAUUUCAGUCUACAUACAAAUUUGUUUUCAGGAGCGAUUCUCAAUGAACUUCACAACUCCUUUUUCGAUCUUGUACCUGACCAUGUGAAAACGGUUCUGCACAGGGAAAUAAGCAGUGUCGGUAAACCAUAUCAACGUCAGGGAAUAGCAACGAAGAUGAUGAACUUCAGUUUCUCAUAUGAAAAACUGCAGUAUGGAAUAGAUGGUAUUAUGUCAGAAACGUCUUCUUUUGCUAAUCAGAAAUUGCUUGCAAGAUAUGGGUUCAAGCGCCUGAAGGUUAUCCGACUGUCGGAUUGGAGAGACAGUAAUGGCCGACCACUUCUCCAACCAGACGAUGGAACUGAAGAAGCCGUUCUUAAUUGGAAACCAGUUGAAGAGCUGGUAUUCAUUGAUCACUAUCACCUAAGUCUGGGAUAUUGUUUGUUUGGCUCACUAUUUAACUCCUCGAACGAUUCGAGUACAAAAAAGUGA
Haemonchus placei is the source of this 705-nucleotide messenger RNA. NCBI's taxonomy places the organism in Eukaryota, Metazoa, Nematoda, Chromadorea, Rhabditida, Trichostrongylidae. The record is from the annotation of a GenBank genome assembly.